GAAGAUAUGAGAAAGGCUGACUACGCUUCAACUUGCAAUGUGUUUAGAACAGCUUAUAAGAUUGGCAAGCAUGGGCGUCCCUUUACAGACAUGCCAAUAGAUGUCCAGUUGCAAGUCUUAAAUGGUGUCAAGAUGGGCAGAGUUUUGCACUCUAAUAACUCAUGUGCAAAUAUACUGGAUCACAUUGCAGCUGAAAUGAAAAAGAAGGUAGUCAAUGACAUAGUGAUGAAUGAAAGAAAAUUGUGUGUGCUCAUUGAUGAAUCCACUACAAUAAGUGGAAAGUCUGUGCUUGUCGUGUGCCUGCGGUCAGCUAUUUCCAGUGAAAAUCCAGACACAAUAUUUUUUGAACUGAUUGAGCUGCAGGGGACCACAGCAAAGGACAUCACUGAAGCACUGUUAGGAUGUCUUCAUAAUAAUGGCUUUGACCCUCACUACCUACAGGAACAUUUGUUGGCAUUUGCUUGUGAUGGAGCCUCAGUGAUGCUUGGGAGGAAAGCAGGAGUUGCUGCGCAGCUUUGUUCCAAAUUCCCUUACCUGUUUGUCUGGCAUUGUUCCAAUCACAGACUGGAACUGGCAGUUUGUGAUGUUUUGAAGGAGGUAGGAGGAAUCAACCACUUUAAAAUAUUCUUAGAUCAGCUUUACUCCCUCUACCAUGCAUCACCAAAAAACCAAAGGGAGUUAACCGAGAGUGCUCACAAUGUUGGACAACGUCUCCUUGUGAUAGGCCGUGUUUUAUCAGUGCGUUGGGUUGCUUCAAGUGAGAGAACAGUGAAAGCAGUAUGGGAGAACUACCAAGCUCUGCAGGUACACUUUACAAGUGCUGCUGCUGAUACCAGCAGGGACUCAAGAGAGAGAGCAAAAUACAAAGGACUCAAUGAUGUUCUCACUACUGUUUCUUUUGUGGUCAAUCUUGGCAUCAUGUAUGACGCUCUCACAGAACUCAGUGACCUCUCAAGAAUGCUCCAGAGACGGGACAUGACUUUGGAUCAAGCCGACAGGCAGCUGGACCGACAAAUCCGGGUGUUUGAGUCAAUGGUAUCCACACCUGGUCCCUACACACAAACUGCCAUUGAAGCUGAAAAGGAGAAAAUCUUCAGAAAUGUAUGCCUGCAUGAAAAUCAGAGGGUUAUAAAAAUCAACCAUGGCCAAUUUUUCCGUAGCCUGGCUGAAAAUGUUAAGUGCAGGAUGACUCCAACAACUUCCUCGCAUGUCAGUAAAACCUCAUCUGAAAAGACAGAUAGUCACCUCCUCUCAGACAUCAAGGUCCUCCAGUCUGACUCCUGGCCUGCAUCUCUAGAUAUUCAGUAUGGGGAUGCAGCGGUCAGACGUUUAUGUCAGAGAUUCAGAGUUGGGGAGAGGGAAAGUGUCCUAGGAUUUAGGGAGUAUAAAGACCUUAAAGCUUCCAAGACACCAGCAGCCCUGAAGCCGCUUCUUACAGCUGUCCACACCAUUGCAGUAUCAACAAGUGAAUGCGAGCGAGCUUUCAGCUCAAUGAAUGAUACUUUGACAGAUAAAAGAAACUCUCUCGACAUCAAAAGGCUUUCAAAUCUGAUUUUCCUGAAAUGCAACGGACCACCCUUGGAUCAGUUUAACGCACAAACAUAUGUGCAGACAUGGCUGGCACUAGGGAGGAGAAGUGCAGCAUCCACAAACUGCGAAGCCCAAAGUAAAAGGAAAGUGGAGCCCAAAACGUGCUGGAGCCUUUUCUAGGGGUAAAGAAAUGAACCAUCUUCAAGACUCAAGAUUAUGUUCUACUGUUCUAUGGUUAUUAUGUUUGGGUUGCUUCAAGUGAGAGAACAGUGAAAGUAGUAUGGGAGAACUACCAAGCUCUGCAGGUACACUUUACAAGUGCUGCUGCUGAUACCAGCAGGGACUCAAGAGAGAGAGCAAAAUACAAAUUAUUUUAUAAUUUAUUUUAUAUACAUUUUGUGUAAAAAAA
Molecule: messenger RNA, 1939 nt
Organism: Oreochromis niloticus (Nile tilapia)
Lineage: Eukaryota; Metazoa; Chordata; Actinopteri; Cichliformes; Cichlidae
Product: E3 SUMO-protein ligase KIAA1586
Exons: 2
Coding region: 7-1710 (567 amino acids)
Molecular function (GO): protein dimerization activity
Source: RefSeq, a predicted model, not a curated record